Molecule: messenger RNA, 8742 nt
Organism: Engraulis encrasicolus (European anchovy)
Lineage: Eukaryota; Metazoa; Chordata; Actinopteri; Clupeiformes; Engraulidae
Gene: arhgef11
Product: Rho guanine nucleotide exchange factor (GEF) 11
Exons: 42
Coding region: 453-4970 (1505 amino acids)
Biological process (GO): intracellular signal transduction; G protein-coupled receptor signaling pathway
Cellular component (GO): cytoplasm
Molecular function (GO): guanyl-nucleotide exchange factor activity; G protein-coupled receptor binding
Source: RefSeq, a predicted model, not a curated record
UCCUGGUUUGUGUUCAAAGUGUGUGGCCCUCAGAGGACUUUGAGGACCCUUGGAUGAAUUUGAAGUGGCCCCUCGAAUGAAAAAGUUCCCCACCCUGUGCUACACCGUGAUUCUAGAGAGUAACACUGGAAUCCAACCGACAGAGGGCGAUGUUGAGAUUGUUUGCCAUCGCUCUCUCUCCAUAGCAAAACACAAGCACUGGGUGAUGGUAGGAUUUCCUUGAACCCAGCAAACACUAGAAAGUCUGCAACAUGGAAUGGUUAUAAAUGCAUAGACAAGUGGCGACGCAAGCGAAAUAUGCACUGAUGAAGAUGUGGAUUAACAGGUGGAAAUCGAUGCAUGGGACAAUGGAAUCUCGCCCCGUGGAAUGCAGCUGUGUGAGGAUCCAAUGAAGCAAGCUGUUUUGGAGGAAUCUCCCUGGAAAGCAGACUUGUGCCUAACCACCCGCAGCCAUGAGUGUGCGGCAACCUCCGAGCUCAACACUGGAUAGGCUGAGCAGCUUAACGAUCGGGGACGGCGAUCGCAAGGCCGCAGCCAGCCAGGCCAAGGACCCGCUGCCACCGCCGCUACCCGACCUCACAGCAGCAGAGGGAACUGGUGCUGGCCUGGUGCAGAGAUGUGUGGUGGUCCAGAAGGAUCAGUUGGGUUUUGGCUUCACCGUGUGCGGGGAGAGGAUAAAGCUGGUGCAGAACGUCAGGCCAGGUGGAGCUGCAGUGAAGGCCGGUGUGCAUGAGGGAGACAGGAUCAUUAAGGUCAAUGGCUCACUCGUGUCGUCAAUGUCCCACCAGGAGGUGGUGAAACUCAUCAAAUCCGGAACGUACGUGGCUUUGACUCUGCAAGGUCCCGCCCCCUCAGCGGCGGCCGUGCCCCUCCAGCCCCUCUGCACCGACCUCCUGCCCAAUCACAGGCCUCUCUGCUCGGACCUGCUGCCCAAUCACAGGACUGCGUCUCCCCCGCCGGCCCCGCCCCUGCCCCCCUCGUCCACCUCCACACCAGGCGGCUACUCGCACAGAAUCACAGGACCCAAACCGCUACAGGACCCAGAGGUGCAGAAGCACGCCUCCGAGAUCCUCAGGAAGAUGCUGGAACAGGAAGAGGCGGAGCUUCAGGCCUUGCUGGAGGAGUGUUCUCGUAACCCCACCCCCUCGUUGGAGGAGCGAAUCGAGAGCGCCAAGAGGCGGGCCAGCCAGGUCCGGGUCAAGCUGCAUCAGGACCUGGAUGGGAAGCGACCUGAAUCCGUGACCAGUUAUUUCACAGCAGGAGAAGGGCGACUGUCGAUGGAGUCCAGCGAAGGGGACUUUGAGGUGUGUGAAAGCCCCCACUCCUCCCCCUCGUCCUCCUCCUUCCGGAUAUCACUGCACCGCAGACAAGGCUCCGACACACACAGCACGCCCGAGCCGGGAGGGAAGGCUCAGAUCAUUGGACCUGAGGAGGAAGAGGAGGAUGAAGAUGGUUACACUUUCAACGAAGUUGAUGGUCCUUUUCAAGAUCUGGAGCUGUUGAAGUCUCGGCCUGCUCACAUGACCGUCUUCAUGAGAUACGUCUUCAGCCAGCUUCUCGACCCCAACCCACUGCUGUUCUACCUGACAGUGGAGGCGUACCUGGGCUCCAGUCCUAAGGAUGCUCGAGGUCUGGCUCCUCAAGUGGUCUCCCACUUCCUGGAUCCUGAUGCGCCACUCAGAAUAAAAGUCAGAGAGGAGUACCUGAAGGAAAUUGAUGCGCGUCUGCAGGCACAGCCCCAGGAGGACAUCAGAGGGCCCCUAUCUGAGCUGCAGCAGCAGGUCCUACCAGAUAUACAGGACCAGAUACAGGACUACAGGAGUAAGCAGAUGAUGGGACUGGGUUCUCUGUUUGGGGAGAGUGACCUGCAGCAGCUGGAUGGAGACCCGACCAAGGAGAGGCAGGUGGUGGACAGGCAGGUCACCGCGCUCUGGGAAAUACUUUCGAAGCACGAGGAAGAACGAAGCUCUCCUCUGGCGUCGGCGGUUCUGCUGUACCUGAGGCAUUCAGGCAUCAAGCUGCGCGACUCGCGGGUCUUCCCCGGCCUCGCCUCCGAGAAGGAGAAGUGGCUGCCCUUCUUCCCCAAGGCCAAGAGGCAGCUAAGCAGUGGCAGGAAAGACAAGGAUGGGGAGGACAAGAGGAGAAACCCCAUCCUGAAGUACAUCGCCAAGCCCAAGAGCUCGUCACAGUCCACGUUCCAUGUCCCAUUGUCUCCCUCAGAAGUCCGUCCAGGUAACGUGCGUAACAUCAUCCAGCAGUUUGAGAACAACACUGACGUGGGGGAGGAGGGGGGAGAGACGGACGCCCAACGCCUCUCCUCAAGUAGCUUUGGAGACGACAGCAUGGACAGUCCGACGUUCUCGGUGCGUCUGGCCCGCAGCGAGUCUCUGAAGGCGCAGGGGGAGGGGCGUCGGCGCGGCAACAGCUCGGGGGCGGAGUCUGUGCCGCGUUCCCGCAGCGACGUGGACAUGGAGGACUGUGGGGAGGAGAGGGAGGGGGUGGUGUCAGGGGGGCUGCGGCCGCUGCAGCACAGCGCAUCCUCUUCAGCAUCCAGCAGUUCAGCCAGGUCACUGGAGAACCCAACUCCUCCAUAUACACCACGCUCAAGGCGCAGGAGUGUGGAGUUGCCCGCUGCGCUGCUGCCUGAUGCCCCUGCCCUGGAGGAGGACGUGCCCGAUGGCCAGAACUGGCAGGAGACUGUGGAGGCGCGCCUGUUAUCCUCACUCAGCCCCAGAGAGAUAGACCGACAGGCUGUCAUAUACGAGCUCUUCUUAACGGAGGUGUCUCACCUGCGUACUCUGCGAGUGCUGGACCAGGUGUUUUACCAGCGCAUGCGCUCUGUGCUCACCAUGGAGGAGUUGGACUGCAUCUUCCCCAACCUGCGACAUGUCUACGAGCUGCACUCUGGUCUGUGUGAAUCUCUGAGGCGGCUGAGGGAGAGCACCAUCGUGCACAGCAUAGGGGACGUCAUGCUGGCAAGGUUUGAGGGUUCGGCAGGAGAGGAGUUUCAGGAGCGUGUUGCUCACUUGUGCAGUCAGCAGAGUCAGGCUCUGGACCUCAUCAAGAGCAAGCAGCGCAAAGACCCCCGCUUCGCACACAUCAUACAGGAGUGUGAGGCCAGUCCCCACUGUCGACGACUACAGCUGAAGGAUCUGCUGGUGUCAGAGAUGCAGAGACUCACAAAAUACCCGUUGCUACUUGACAACAUCAUCAAACACACAGAGGGUGACUCAGCGGACAUGCACCCCCUCCAUCGAGCACAGGCCCGUUGCCGCGGGAUACUGCAGACGGUGAACGAGUACGUGCGGGAGACGGAACACCGGCAGAGGCUGAGCCAAUACCAACGCAGACUGGACAUCUCACAACUGGAGAGACACCCAAACACCGCCGCAGCACAGUUUAAGAAUCUAGACCUGACCACCAAGAGGAUGAUCCACGAGGGUCCUCUCACCUGGAAAGUCAGCAAAGAUAAAGCACUAGAGGUGCAUGCGUUGCUGCUGUGUGACCUGUUGGUGCUGCUACAGAAGGGUCCAGACGACAAGUUGGUGCUGCGCUGCCCCUCUCGAUGGCAGGGUGGGGGAGGGGGCGGCAGCGGCGACGCCAAAACGCCCUUCUGUCCCAUCGUACGCCUCGACUCACUGCUCGUCAGAUCCGUGGCCACAGACAACAAGGCCCUGUAUGUGAUCAGCACUUCGGAGCGGCAGAUCUACGAGCUGGUGGCUGGGACUUCCUCUGAAAAGAACACGUGGAAGGACUUGUUGGAGAAGACCAUUUUGCUGGCUACAGAAAAUGCGGGCUCGACCAAACAAGGAUCCCCACAAACCACAUCCAACCUGGAUUCACCUGGUGGCCCAGUCUUCCAGCCAGAAGUGUCAUUAAGCAAGAACUCGGCGUCCCUGGAGCAAGACUCCCCCAGUGACGAGGACAGUGUGCUGACCCCCACCACCCCAGCCGACCCCGCGGCAGCCUUCCUCAGCUCGGAGCAGAGAGGAGGGAUAGCGGACGCAGCGCUUCACGAUGUGGAGACUCUGAGGCAGCUGAUAUUCAGAGACCUGGACGACGGCUGGAGUCAGGACACAGAUGACACGCCCACCAACGAGACGGCCAAUGACAGGAGCCCGUUCCCAGACAAACAGCCUGCGGACCAACCAGAUGCAGAGCCCGCAAGCAGUAGUAGCCAAUGGGAAGCCGAGGAAGUGGAUGCUCCGCCCCCGGAGGUGGAGUCGCCCAGUGUGAAAGUGAUGCGGAAAGCUGUGGUUGCGGGCUCUCCUUCUCUUCCUGAUGACAUCACUGAUGAUGUCAACAUCCACUCCAGCCAAUCGGCAGAGUCGAGAGGCAACUUGUUCUACCUGGUCAUGCCUCAGGAGCCCUCGUCGUCAGGGGCGACUGAUGAGAGCAGCACGGACGACAUCAUCGCUCAACCCCCGCCGCUACUGGAACCGACCAUCUCGACGUCUCAGCGGAACUCCGUAGCAGGUUCCGGCAACAACAACAACGAAGAUAAUGGUGGCGAUUGUGUCCCGUUGACCAACAACGAUGCUACUUCAUCCGCUUCUGGGCUACCACUGACCAAUGAGGAACAGCCAGAGGGUGAUGACGUGGCGUCGUCGUCGUCAUGUCGAGGGGAGGGGCACAGGGCGAGUGGUGCUGAUGGCGGCGGUGGGCAGUCGCCUGUGGUGACAGUUGCCCGGCGGCACGUGGUGAAGAAUGUGGACGAGAUCUUCCACACCAUCGAGGAGCUGAUGAGCAAACUGCACAAGCUGAGGGAAAUCGAGUCGGCUCACACGCAGCUCCUGAAGACGCUCCACAGGUCCUCCACGGACGAACAGGUCUUGGAUGAGGUCAUCAGACAGAGCACGCCCACCGUGGUCCGGACGCCCUCUCUGGACAGAGGAGGUACUGCAGGGGACGGAAAAGAGGGAGGCCCCAGUGAACCCAGGCCGCCUGAGAUCCAGUCCACAGGGUUCUGACACCACACUGGACUGCCACAAUGAGCUUUGCACACACGCGCACACACACACACACACACACACACACACACACACACACACACACACACACAGAUGGACACAGAGCAACACACACACACUGAUACUUGCGUUGAGACACACAAAUGUCAACACUCGAAUUAACACACACACACACACACACACACACACACACACAUGCACACACACACACACAAAUGCGAACUCUUGCACGGAUGCACACACACACACACAGACACACACACAGACACACACACAGACACACACACAGACACACACACAGACACACACACAGACACACACAGAGACACACACAGAGACACACACAGAGACACACACAGAGACACACACAGAGACACACACAGAGACACACACAGAGACACACACAGAGACACACACAGAGACACACACAGAGACACACACAGAGACACACACACAGACACACACACAGACACACACACACACACACACGCACACACGCAAGUACAUACACAAGUGCACAGACUAACACUUAUAAAACACGCACAGACUGUGGAACUGGAAUCCUAACCCUUGUAAUCCCAACCCAGAAGAAACGCCCCCUUUUUGUACCCAGCAUGCCUUGCACCAGGAAGCAGUAUCCUGACCCUAAACUUGUGUUGUUCAGUCCCCGUGUCACUCACACUGACUCAUCGAGCAGAGGAAGGAUGAGAAGAUUGGAGUGGACGCACAGAAUCAUGGGAGAAGUGUAAAGUUUGGGCGGAGAGAAACGUGAAGAGAUUACAUGAAUGAAGACUGAACAUUUUGGAAGGCAAGAAAUGAUGAAGGAUGACGGGAAGAGAAGUAACUGUGGUAUAUGAAAAGUGUUGAAGAUGUGUCCAAGAAGGAAAAAAGGCAAGAAGCAAAGGAGGAAGAAUGCUUGAAAGAAAGAUAGCGGAGAGAGAGAGAGAGCACCUUCUGUAUAGAGAGAGUUUGAAUGAGGACGGGUUUUUUGGGUUUUUUUUUUUUUAGAUAAGCAGACUGAUAAACUGACUUCAAAUCCUUACACGACAUGCACAAAUACCAUCACCAACAUAUUUGUUCACUCACUCACUCACUCACUCACAGCCCCCACCCCAGCACUUUACUCACGACACAUCAGAACAGCAUGCAAAAGCUUCACGAUGUAGCAGAGAGAGAACUGGACAGGGAUAGAAGAGUCCCCAGUUGACUUGCAUGUCUGGCAUGUCUCGUCUGCUCACCAACCACUGUGAUGCAUUGAUAUGAAAGCCUGAUGCCGUGUUGAGCCUUUUGGCACGGCCCAACACUGAGCGGCGCCAUUUUGGGCCAGUAUACUAUGUUUUUCAUAGUUAUUGUGUUACCGCCACCUACAGGAUAGUGUGGGAAUCGCAGUGUCACCCAUUGAUGGCUGUGUUAAACUGGCUAAACAUGGCCGUCUGACUUGAGCCAUUCGUUCCGAUACAAAUGAGUGGUCAACGCGACAUCUUGUGUUCAUAUCUAUGUGAUUGUGAUGCACCACUGUGAUGCACCCACUACACAGCGUACCUAAGACUUGAACCAAAAUAGCUGACUUGAGGCAACAUGGGGUACAAGUCAUUAUAGUUCCUCACAUCCUUACCUGUUUUCUUGUCACCUCUUGCCUCAGUGUCACCCUGCCUUCCCGUGGAGAAAACGAUUAAGGUCCCUCACUGACAACCUCGUCAGGGGGAGGGGGUUCCAUAUCCAUCAACCCCGAAUGCAAAUGAGAUAAUGAUGUCUGAAUUAUGCUUUGAAUAAAACUUUGAUCAUCGAUAACGUCCAGCCUUACAUAAUGAGACCAUAAGCCACAGGAGAGCAUGUGAGGAAUUACAAUGACUUGAACCCUUGAGCUAACAUGGCCUACUUGUGCCAGCAUGGCGGUGGCCUCCAUCACUGGUUGCCUUUAGUGUACGUGCCCUGCUACUGAGGCUCAAAGGAACUCUCUGAAGGAGUUGAUUUUUUUUUUUUUGUGUGAUCAGGUUCUUUUAUUCUCCUUCUUUUUUGUCAUUGCACGGGGUCUCCCUUGUCUCUGGGCAGGGGAUCUGUAAAGGACUAUAACGGUGCGUUUGCGUUAGCCACUGUCAUCACCACAUCAUGCUAUAUGUAAAUACACUUUUUUUUGUUUUUCCUUUUCGUGUCCACAUUUGAGGAACGAGGGAAAACGAACAUAACAAAUGAAGAUAAUAUGUUAAUUUUAGAUAUUUUUUUCUGAAGGAACAUCACUACAGUCCCCUGUCUUGUCGCUAACGCACACACACAUACACACAGACACAGAAUCACACACACGCACACAGCUGCUAAAAGACUGAGCAUCUCAUCUGGUCAUGUAAUGAUCUUCACAUCAUUUCCAACACUACUGCAACGCUCUCUACUGUACCGACACGCCACCGGAGGUCGCAUUCCACAUUCACACUAAAGAAGGAGAACUUUUGUAACGUUACUCAAGAGACAAGAUCGAACACUAUUUAUGAACUCUGUUUUGUUCGUCUGAUGUCAAGAGCAAAAAAAAAGUGACAAUGACUAAAAAAAGAAAUGCAUCACCUAGUCAUCUUACACUUGCAAUCCCCUCCCCCCGUUUCACAUUGUAACAAACUCUUAUUCUCACUGUGUACAUACUGUGAAAACUGACCCCCACCCUCCCUAAACACUAAGCAACCCCCCUCUCUCACCCCAAUCGUGACCUUCUGCUACCCUUUCACGCCUCAAGCACCCCCCCAGACCCAUUCAGGCGUUAGUCCGAGACUAGCUGAGUGGGUCAGGGAUGGUGUUAAAGGGGAAUGGGGGGUGGGCGGAGUGCAGUAUUACAUGAAGGGACAAAACAAUACAGACAUGGCUGUAGCAUAACUGUAGUUUCCAUGAAGAUGUGACAAUUGAAAUGUCCUCUUUUUCGUCUUUCCGUCUUCUACCUACCACGCAUAUUUAACCUUUAGUAUAUAAAGCUAUUACAACGAGAAAACUGAAGAAGACAUUGAGUUGAAUAAGGGGUGUGUGAGGAAAACGUGGUUUAAGGGGGGAGAGAGGAUAGCUUAUGGGGGCGAGGUUAUGACUAGAACUGACCAGACUCCACAUCGGACGAGAGAAAAGAGGACUUGUCUGAUUGGGAUCACUAAUGCACAUCUCAGGCUGAGAAACUGUACAGUCCUGUGUUCAUUUUUUCUCUCUUUUUUUUAAAUUUUGUUCGCCUCCUAUACGUUUUUAAAACCCACCUUCUCUUACAAUACCAAGUUUUAGUUCUUCUUUCCUAUAGUUUUUUUUCUACAUUUGUUUUUCUUCUUUUUCUUCAAUUAGUCUCCACUGCUUUUUUCACCCAUCAGUCUGUUAUCUUUCCUUUCUGUCGUUUCUCUCACAUUGUGUUUCUCACCUCCAUUUUUAAAUAUAUAAAAAUAUAUAUAAGCUGCACAUGUGAAUCUUGACUUUGGUGCAAACUACUGUAAUCUUACACAUCUUUAUUACUUAUUAUGAUUUAUUAUUAUAUUAUUAUUAUUAUUUUAAACUUUGCUCACUCAUGUAAUAUAGAGAAUCACACACUUGUUUUAUAUAUGUUCAUUUUCUGUAAAGUUUUAGUCCUUUUUUCAAUUUUAUUUUUGUAGAUAUGAAUAAAGAUGACAAAAAAGAUGUGUAAAUUAUUUUCCCCCUCCCCUGUUUUUAAGAAAAAAAAUUGGUGAGGUUGUUGUUUAGCCGCACAGAAGGAAAAAUGAACUUGUGUUAAGGACUCAUUUGUUUUGUGACAUUAAAAAGGAUGAAAAAAAAAAACAUU